Molecule: messenger RNA, 1784 nt
Organism: Prosopis cineraria
Lineage: Eukaryota; Viridiplantae; Streptophyta; Magnoliopsida; Fabales; Fabaceae
Product: UDP-glycosyltransferase 90A1-like
Exons: 1
Coding region: 131-1552 (473 amino acids)
Molecular function (GO): UDP-glycosyltransferase activity
Source: RefSeq, a predicted model, not a curated record
GUACCGUGAGUACCACUGCACAUGGCGUUCCUGGAAUAAUACGUACUUCACCGCCACUGCAAGUGGUCCUUCAAGUUUGGCUAAUAAAAAGCGACGAUCGAUCACACGCAGACUCUGGUUAACAAAAAACAUGGGUUCAUCAGUUCAGUGUGAAGAAGACUCGUGCCAACCCCACGUCCUUCUUUUUCCAUUCAUGGCCAAAGGCCACACCAUCCCCCUCCUCCACUUUGCCCGCCUCCUCCUCCUCCGCCGCAGAGCUUUGGUCACCGUUAUCACCACCCCCGCCAACCGCCCCUUUGUAACCGAAUCCCUUCAAAACACCAGCGUCACCAUCAUCGACCUACCGUUCCCUGCCAACAUCCCAGAAAUCCCCGCUGGCGUUGAGAGCACUGAUAACCUUCCUUCCAUGUCUCUGUUCUACAAGUUCGCCCUCGCCACGGCGCACAUGCAGCCCCACUUCGAACGGGUGCUGGAGACUCUUCCGAGUGUAAGCUUUUUAAUUUCUGACGGCUUCUUAUGGUGGACCCUGCACUCGGCUUCCAAGUUCGGGAUUCCCAGGCUGGUGUACUACGGCAUGAGCUCUUACGCCCAUGCCGUUUGCAGAGAAGCUUUUAUCUCUGGGAUCUUCAACGGUCCCCAGCCUGAGGACGAGUCGGUCAAGUUGAACCGGUUCCCGUGGAUCGGGGUCAGCAAGAACGACGUGGAACCCGAGUUUCGAAACCAAGACCCAAAUAGUGUUUCUUUUGAGUUCCAUACGAACGCAAUUUCAUCCACCGUGAAAAGCUUUGGAACGGUGGUGAACAGCUUCUAUGAGCUGGAGCCCGUGUUCGUUGAUUAUACGACGAAAGAGUCCGAUCACAAACCACACUACUGUGUGGGGCCGUUAUGCCUGGCCGAAGAACCGAGGAAUAAGCUUAGCGAAGAAUCCAGAAAACCAACAUGGAUGGAGUGGUUAGACAAGAAGCAGGAAGUUCUGUACGUUGCGUUUGGGUCGCAAGCCGAGAUAUCAAGCGAACAACUAAAAGAAAUAGCCACGGGAUUGGAAGAAUCGAAGGUGGAGUUUAUGUGGGUGGUGAGGAAGAAAGAGUGGGAGCUACCUCAGGGGUUCGAAGGAAGAGUGGAAGAGAGAGGGAUUAUAGUGAGAGAGUGGGUGGACCAGAGAGAAAUACUGAUGCACAAGAGUGUGAAGGGGUUCCUUAGCCACUGCGGAUGGAAUUCAGUGCUGGAAGCUAUAUGCGGAGGAGUGCCGAUCCUGGCGUGGCCAAUGAUGGCGGAACAGCAUCUGAAUGCGAAAAUGGUGGAGGAGGAGAUAAAGGUGGGGUUGAGAGUUGACACGUUCCAGGGUUCGCGGCGGGGAGGGUUAAUUAGAGGAGAAUGGGUGAGCCAGAUGGUGAGAGAGCUGAUGGAAGGAGAGAAGGGAAGAGAGGCGAGGAAGAAGGUGGCAGAGUUGGCGGGGGCGGCGAAGAAGGCGGUGGCGGAGGGUGGCUCGUCUUGGCGAGCCUUAGACUCACUGCUCCUGGAGGCAUGCAGGAAGACGGAAUCCUCCGCAUGAAUGAUGUGUAAUUGAUACGCGUGUGUGGCGGCAAUAUCUUUGUCUUGAUCACUCCACUAUUGGAAUGCUCGAUCGAGAAGACCCGCGAAGUCCACGCUUUAAUUUUGGAGUGUUGUAUUAUUAAUUAAUAAGUGGGAAGGGGGUCGCUUUUUUUUAUCCCUUCACAAUUAUGAGUAGUAAGCAUUUUAUAUUUUAUUAUACAUUUACUAUUUUUCUUGCUAUUUUUUCUUUU